Molecule: messenger RNA, 1690 nt
Organism: Hypomesus transpacificus
Lineage: Eukaryota; Metazoa; Chordata; Actinopteri; Osmeriformes; Osmeridae
Exons: 8
Coding region: 382-1329 (315 amino acids)
Source: RefSeq, a predicted model, not a curated record
UCGAAAAGAUCCACUGGCAAUAUAUGACAACGGGGAUAUGCAAAGGAGUAGCCUAUCUAUGUUUACAUUUUAGAGGGAUGCUGUCAAAGUACAGCCACACCUAACCACGUGUUCUACGUUUUAUGUUUUUGUUUCGUAAGAUUCUUCAACCAAGGCUUGAUUUGAAAAGGAAAAAAAACUGCAUAGGAUAUCCUUUUGUAACAGGUACUAUACUCACCUGUGGUAAAGAUAGCGUGCACGUGUUGUUAUACAAAAAAACUGGUUCAGGUUACACAACUAGCUAGGUAUAUGAGCACCGCACGCCAACCAUAUAGGCUACACCCAUUCAGUCAGUCUGUUCAUCAACAUUUAUCCUAGAGCGGAACGGAAAAGUUAACCAAAAUGGAAAAGCACAAUCCUGGUCGUUUGGCUUUAAUAGUAGCGUCACUCGUUUCCUAUAUCAUCAUAAUUGUAUUCAACAUAUUGGCCGGUCCAGGACUCGAUCCAUUUAAGUCCAGCACAGCCAAUGUGUCAGCCGAGUUUGACACCCAGAUUACUCCGUCAGGAGGGACGUUCUCUAUUUGGGGAGUUAUCUAUGCCUGGUUGACGCUCAUGUUGGGCUACAUCCUCUCUGGUCUCUGUAGAAAAAAUGCCUAUGGGUGGGUGUACUGUAGUCCUCCAGUGUUGCCAUAUGGGUUCUUUGUGUCCUGGAUCCUGAACAUGGGUCUAAAUAUUGGGUGGUUACUGCUGUGGGACAGAACGUACAUGAUACCAGCUUUGGUUUUUUUGUUUCUGGUUGCCUGCACAAACUAUGUUGCGAUAUUCUUCACCUGUCACGGACUUCACAUCUAUGGUGCCUGGCUCAACAAAUACCACAAAGUAGACCUCUGGCUCAUCCGUGCAUUAGUUCAGAAUGCACUGUCCACCUACACAACUUGGACAUCCAUUGCUACCUUGAUCAACCUGACAAUUGUAAUGAACUAUGAUGGAAGUCUGUCUGCAACAGAUGCUGCAACAGUAUCUCUCUCUAUUCUGACUGUGGUGUUGGUUGUUUGGUUUGUUCUGGAGAACUUUGUUUUAGACAAACACAUGCGCUACAUCCUCACGAUCUACCCGGUUGUGAUUGUGGCCCUGGCUGGAAACUUGACAAAGAACUAUGAUGCGUCUUCUCCCAGUCGCAAUGCUGUCUUCGAGGCUGUGCUGAUGGGUUUGACCUGUUUCCUGUUCGUCGUAAGGAUUGGGUUGGUUGUGUGGAGACACAUCAAGAACCCCCUGUACAAACAUGUCCGCCCAGACGAAGCGGUUUCUCCAAUGGAGAUUGCAGAAAAGACAAGGAAAAUAUUUCUUUAGUGUUCGUUUGAAACAUGUUUUCUUAAGAAACACUCUAAAGUGAUCAUAAAUGAACGUGUUAUGGUAAUAAUAAUAACAUGCUCUUAUAGUUAUUCCCUUUUGCACUUAUUUUCGUUUUUUCACAAUGUAUGCUUCAUGUUUGGCUACCCGCAAUGUUUGGGGAUAUCUCGGUGUUAUGAUCAGUGACCUAUGCACUUUUGUAAAGCUCUCUCUUGGAAAACGCUUUGGAUAAAAGCGUCUGCUAAAUAUAAAUGUAAUAAUAUGAUUGACUGAAAAUGAUCCAAUGAUGCAUUUGUACUUUGUAAUUUUGUAAAUAGUUUAUUUCAACUGUGAUUUAUUGGGUUAUAAUAAAAAGUUAUAA